Molecule: messenger RNA, 1185 nt
Organism: Aspergillus oryzae RIB40
Lineage: Eukaryota; Fungi; Ascomycota; Eurotiomycetes; Eurotiales; Aspergillaceae
Product: MFS transporter
Exons: 8
Coding region: 1-1185 (394 amino acids)
Biological process (GO): transmembrane transport
Cellular component (GO): membrane
Molecular function (GO): transmembrane transporter activity
Source: RefSeq, a predicted model, not a curated record
AUGAGUAAACCAGAUCCUGAGAAGAGUGUCAACCAUGAGGAGGAAUUCCUGGUGGAAUGGUCAAAAGAUGACCCUUCCAACCCUCGCAACUUGAGUCCGGCACGGCGAUGGCUUAUCGUGCUGAUCGUAUCGAUGGGAUCUCUCUGUGUGACAUGCACUUCAUCGAUAUACACUACCACGUACCAUCAGAUGACGAAAGAAUUCGGUUGUUCGACACUAGUAGCAACUGUGGGUGUUGCAAUAUUCGUUUGGGGCCUAGCUGUUGGCCCAUUGGUCCUGGGGCCUCUUUCCGAGCUUUACGGUCGACGGAUAAUUUAUUUGACUUCAUUCACGCUCUUCCUGAUAUGGCUGAUUCCAUGCGCCGUGGCAACAAACAUCCAAACUAUGAUUAUUGCGAGGUUCUUCAAUGGCCUGUCGGGCAGUGCCUUCCUUAGUGUGGCGGGUGGAACGGUUGGUGAUGUCUUUCAUCGUCACGAGUUGGCAGCUCCAAUGAUGCUUUACACAGCUAGUCCUUUCGUGGGACCAGAGCUAGGGCCUUUGAUUGGUGGUUUUAUCAAUGAUUUCAGUCACUGGCGCUGGACAUUCUAUGUUCUUCUGAUGUGGGCUGGUACUCUACUCGCUCUUAUAUUCUUCCUGGUACCUGAGACUUUUCAUCCAGUAUUACUAGGGCGGAAGGCAAAGGAAAUGCGCAGGGCGACCGGCGAUAAUAGAUGGCAAACCAAGAGACAAGCCGUCCACCGGCCUUUAUCCCAAAUGAUCCUGCAGUCCAUCUACAGACCUCUAAUGCUGCUCGCUCUAGAGCCCAUGUGUUUGAACCUCUGCAUAUUUUCCGCGAUUCUCCUGGGUAUUAUUUACCUUUUCUUCGGGGCUUUCGACCAAGUCUUCACCAAUGUCUAUGGAAUGACGUUAUGGCAAUGCGGCUGUUGUUUUCUCGGUAUGUUCGUUGGAAUGAUGCUUGCCGUGAUGAGUGAUCCAAUAUGGCGCCGAGUCUAUGCCAGACUGGAAAGCAAACAUAGACAACGAACAGACAAUACAGAGAAGUUUCUCCCCGAAUGGCGCUUGCCGCCUGCUAUCGCCGGGGCCCCAGCGGUUACAAUUGGUUUAUUCAUCUUUGCUUGGACAAUAUACCCCGAUGUCCAUUGGAUUGCGCCGAUCAUCGGAAGCGCCCUGUUCGGCUUUGGGUAA